CUUCCCUCGUACGCCCACACGAAAACGCAAAAUUCCAUCAUUUGGCGCUCACUCUCCUUUUCAGUUCUCGCUUAGGGUUUUCAAAACUCUUCACCUCCCAUUCUCCCUCCAACUCUCUCCCUCAAACCCAUUAAGAGAAUUACCUCAAAUCUAGCCCUUGAUUGCUGAAAACAUGCCUCCGAUUAAUUUGACGGAAGGGGCGAUAGCGAUGCUUUCGAGCGGCGACGCUCAAGGGACCGACAUCAAGCCGGUGCUGCAAGUCGCAGAUAUACGGCUGGUCAACACUCAGAAUCAGAAUAACAACGAGCGGUACCGGAUCCUUCUCUCGGACGGGGCGUUCACUCAGCAGGGUAUGCUCGCCACCCAGCGCAACGAUUUGGUACGAUCCGAGAAGCUGCAGAAAGGCUCCAUUGUCCAGUUGACGCAAUUCGUCUGUAACCUUAUCCAGAACCGCAUGAUUAUCAUCAUCAUUGAUCUGGAUGUGAUAGUUGAAAAAUGUGAUCCUAUUGGUGAACCAAAACAAUAUCCAACAAAGACAGAUGGGAAUGUUUCUUCGGUAGCCAGGCCGUCCACGCCCAGUCAGCCAAUGAAUCAGCCAGCUGCCAGUAGUGGUAAUCCUCCACCUUAUGGUGCCAGUUCAGUCAUGAGUUCAGCUCCUAGGCCAAAUGUGGGGGGCGGUGGUGUUCAUGUUCCUCAUUUGGGGGAAGAUCGUAGUGCAGGCUCACAUUCGUAUAGUAGUUCUUUUUCAAGCAAUAUGGAUGCCGGGAGAUAUAAAUCUUCAAAUGCUCCACCAGUAUAUCCAAAAACAGAAACUAGUCCUGUUGUUUCGCGGGCCCCUGUGAAUAAUUAUGUCCGCCCGCCUCAGUCACUAUAUCAUCAGCCUCCUCCAAUGUUUGCCAACAGAGGGCCAAUAGCUAAAAAUGAAGCUCCUCCAAGAAUCAUUCCUAUUGCUGCAUUGAAUCCGUAUCAGGGAAGGUGGACAAUUAAGGCUAGAGUAACAGCUAAGGGAGAACUCAGGCACUACAAUAAUCCUCGAGGUGAUGGUAAAGUAUUCUCCUUUGACCUUCUUGAUUCUGAUGGUGGAGAAAUAAGGGUGACAUGCUUCAAUGCUGUGGCUGAUCAAUUUUACCAUCAAAUUGAGCCAGGUAGAGUUUAUAUGAUCUCAAGAGGGACACUGAAACCUGCUCAAAAAGCUUUCAAUCACCUACGCAAUGAUCAUGAAAUUAUGCUGGACAGCACUUCCACUGUGCAGCCUUGCUUUGAGGAUGAUAAAUCAAUCCCACAGCAGCAAUUUCAUUUUCGCCCUAUAAGUGACAUUGAAGGCAUGGAGAACAACAGUGUUGUGGAUGUGAUUGGUGUUGUUUCUUCAAUCAGUCCAUCCAGCUCAAUAAUGAGAAAAAAUGGUACUGAAACUCAGAAAAGAACCCUCCAACUGAAGGACAUGUCUGGGAGAAGUGUUGAGUUGUCGUUGUGGGGAAACUUCUGCAAUGCUGAAGGCCAAACACUACAGAACAUGUGUGAUUCUGGGAUCUUUCCUGUUUUGGCGGUGAAAUCUGGCAGAGUUAAUGAUUUUAAUGGAAAAUCUGUAGGGACCAUAUCCACUAGUCAGUUGUUCAUAGAGCCUGAUUUUCCUGAGGCCCAGAAACUUAAAACGUGGUUCGAAAAUGAUGGAAAGAGCAUCCCUGCAAUAUCAAUAUCCAGGGAAACAAGUAUAGUGCGGACAGAUGUGCGCAAAACUAUAUCUCAGAUUAAAGAUGAAAAAUUAGGGACGUCCGAGAAGCCUGAUUGGAUCAUGGUCUCUGCCACUCUGACAUUCAUAAAAGUGGAUAAUUUUUGCUACACUGCAUGUCCCAUCAUGAUUGGCGAUCGUCAAUGUAACAAAAAGGUUACGAAUAAUGGGGAUGGGAAAUGGCGAUGCGAUAGAUGUGAUCAAUUAGUUGAUGAAUGUGAUUAUAGGUAUAUCCUCCAGAUGCAAAUCCAGGAUCACACCGGCUUAACAUGGGUGACUGCCUUUCAGGAAAGUGGGGAGGACAUAAUGGGUAUGUCUGCAAAAGAUUUGUAUUACUUAAAGUAUGAAGAACAAGAUGAUGAGAAAUUUGCUGAACUUGUGCGAAGUGUUCUUUUCACUAAAUUUUUAUUCAAGUUGAAAGUGAAGGAAGAGACAUUUAGUGACGAACAGCGGGUAAAGUCAACAGUUGUCAAAGCAGAGAAAGUGAAUUUCCAAACAGAGACUAGGUAUCUGCUGGACUUGAUAGCUAAAUUCAAAGAAGAGGACUCGGGUUCUCUACCACCAAAAAGUGAAAAUAUAAUUUCAACAUCUGGGCUUAGUACAGGUGGAUUUGGUAUUGGAAGUAGGGAAUCCGUACCACCUGCUGUGAAUUACAGUGGGACUACUAGCAAUGUUACCAGGGAGACUGGUGUACCUACAAGUCAGAUGAAUUCAUAUAGUAAUCAGUACGGUGGCUCAAGAUUUCCUUCAGCUGGCUCCUCUGGCAUGUAUACGAGCUGUAGUAGCUGUGGUGGAACAGGACAUAACUCUUCCAAUUGCCCAAGUCUUAUGAGUGGUCCAGGACAAUCUUAUGGAAGUGGUCUCGGCAACAAGGGAAUUCCUGGGGCAGGUGGUGGGGGUGCAUCUGGUGAGUGCUUUAAGUGCCAUCAAUUAGGCCACUGGGCAAGGGAUUGCCCGGGCACGAGCAAUGUGCCUCCUGCUUAUGGGAGCAGUAAUGUGACCCCUGGGAGAUAUGGCAUGGCACCGAAGCAGCACGUUGGUGGGUUUUGAGUUUCUUUAGGGUGAUAAUAGUUGAUGAAAUCCCCUGUACAAUAACUAACUCUCUGUUUUGUGAAAAGCAUGCUGCUAUACCAAGUUUUGGGAUCGUUGCUAUAGUUUUGUACAGCGGUUUCAGAAAAUAGCUCUGGCUUGUUGCCGUGCACUUGUGAAACUCUUAGAGAUUGGGUUGGUGGGACUUGAGAAUCAGUGGCAAGUUAUCACUGUGUAGCCCCUUUUUAUGUAAAUUAUUUCCCUUUUACUUUCUGGCAAAAAAGUUAUUUAAAUUCA
Sesamum indicum (sesame) is the source of this 3055-nucleotide messenger RNA. RefSeq names its product replication protein A 70 kDa DNA-binding subunit A. Lineage: Eukaryota; Viridiplantae; Streptophyta; Magnoliopsida; Lamiales; Pedaliaceae. Gene Ontology annotation, biological process: telomere maintenance via telomerase; double-strand break repair via homologous recombination; DNA replication. The record is from RefSeq and is a predicted model, not a curated record. Gene Ontology annotation, cellular component: nucleus; DNA replication factor A complex. Gene Ontology annotation, molecular function: single-stranded telomeric DNA binding; damaged DNA binding; zinc ion binding.